UGUUCUAGCCGCACCACCCAAGUGUCUACAACCAACCAGCAAACUAACUAACGCCACCCUAACCCACCCCGAGCCACCAACAUGGGUGCCGUAGUCUCCUGCAUCCAGUCCAUCUUCCGCACGAUCGGCAGCGUGAUCAUGGCCGUCGUCGGCGGCGUCGGCAGCAUCCUGCAGGCCAUCAUCGGCGGCGUCGUCGCCUUCGUCGGCAUCGUCGUCUCGUUCCUGACCUGCGGCUACUGCGGCGGCCACCGCCGGAGCCGCCACGCCCACACCACUACGACCGCCGGCACCGGCACCGGCAUGCGUCGCCGGCGCGGGUGGGGAGGCCACCGCCGCCACCACGCCACCACCGCGAGCCGCAUCUAGGCGUGUGCGAGAGAGGAGAGCAGAGGAGAGGAGAGAAAAAAAAAGAAUAGACGACGGUACGACCUAGCCGUGCCCGAGCCGUGGAGGAAGGCACAUUACCACGG
Messenger RNA from Durotheca rogersii, 470 nucleotides. RefSeq lists its product as uncharacterized. Bases 82 to 366 code for a protein of 94 amino acids. The transcript has 3 exons. The record is from RefSeq and is a predicted model, not a curated record. Lineage: Eukaryota; Fungi; Ascomycota; Sordariomycetes; Xylariales; Xylariaceae.